Messenger RNA from Suncus etruscus (white-toothed pygmy shrew), 291 nucleotides. RefSeq names its product protein FAM72C-like. The record is from RefSeq and is a predicted model, not a curated record. NCBI's taxonomy places the organism in Eukaryota, Metazoa, Chordata, Mammalia, Eulipotyphla, Soricidae. The transcript is spliced from 2 exons. Gene Ontology annotation, cellular component: cytosol. The coding region runs from base 1 to 291 and encodes 96 amino acids.
AUGUCUACCGGUAUUUGUCAUUUCAAGGACCGGUGCGUGUCCAUCUUGUGUAAAUUCUGUAAAUUCUGUAAGCAAGUGCUCAGCUAUAGUGGAAUAAAGGCUGUCCUGCUGGCUGAUAGGGAAAUAGACCUUUUCUCCACAGACAUCUCUCCUACCAAUGCGGUGGACUUCGUUGGAAGAUGCUAUUUCACUAAAAUCUGCAAAUGUAAACUAAAGAAUAUUGCUUGUUUGAAAUGGUAUAAACUUUCUUUUGUGGGGCAACUUACCAAAAAUAGAAGAGAGUACAGAUGA